CCGCGUGUCAUUCUCGUGUAUCACAAGAAUAGAGUUAGAUAUUGGAGUGCUUCCAAGUACAAAGUCAUUUUAAAAUCCUUUUCCAUAUCUCAGUGGAAAAUACAUUAAUCUCUCUUAGGAUUGCAUAAUAGCUUUAUCAAGUUCACUGCUUUCAUUUCUUAGCUGUGAUGAAAGAUAUAUAUCUACAAUAUCAGGGAAAAAUCUAAUAUCUACGGUUACUGUUAUUUAUAUAUUUAUGCUCAUUUUAUUCCUGCAUAAUAGUAAUGACAAUUUAAAUAUCAUCAGUUAUCGGCACUAUUAAUCAAAAACUCGAAAAGAAAAGAAAAAACACUGUCAGUUAAUGGUGAGUCACUCUUCAUGUAGAAGAGAUGGUGGGAAUCUGACAAUAAUUGGCUUUUUAUUUUAUAUUUACAAACAAUACAUUUUUAGUUUGGGGAAAAAAUGAAACAUAAGGGUUGUCUGACUUGGGCUUUACACUGAAAUCUUGUAUAAUAUGAAAUAAUUAAAUGGGUAUAGACAAGGAAAGGUAUAGAAAGUGCACUCUUUUGAAUAGCAUUGUCAAUAAACCAUCAUGAUUUAUCUAUGUGUAUGAAUAUAUACAGUAUAUAUCCCUGUAUCUGUAGAUGGAGGGAGUCAUUCGGGGUGUGAAAAGCUGCAUUGCAGCAUUCCUCUCACCGGAGUGGAGUAGAACUGAUGUGAUCUGUAUAAGAGCAGUUACUAUAGCUCAGUGCUUCCUGUUAUUGCCCCGAGCCAUCACCCAGACGCUGUCCUCGUUUAACAGCAUGCUCACCCAUAUAGCCAUCACCUAACAGUAACCCUGAAUGAGUGAGACUUCUGAAAACUGCCUGGAUUCCUAGUAAUAGAUAUUUGAUAGGGUGAAAUGAGGGACAAGUCAUGUUCUUAGCCUCAGUCCUGAAUGCUUAGUUUGGCUUUGACCUGAGUGUAUGUGUAUCCGGACUAUUUCAGUGAGUGGUUAAGUGACUUUGGAAUUGUUGCUAGGUUGUCAUAGUUGAGCUAUUGUGAUACCAAUCCUUCCAAGGACAAAUGCACAGAAUAUUAGUAGAUUAGUUUAUUUUAUGCUACAGUAUACAAAUGGUGUAUAUUCUGUAUUAUAGUGAGAAUAUGUUAUGUAACCCUAACGCUAAGUGCCCUGUUCUGAGUUGUAUAUGUAGAUUGUAAAUGUAAUUUUUGUGAUGUGUACUUUAAAAAAAAAAACAGUCAAGCAACGGACCAUAUUCUUCUUUUCACCCUUCUGCAGGGCAGCACAUGACAUCAGUCUGGAGGAGUUUGAUGAUGAAGAUCUAUCUGAGAUCACAGAUGACUGUGGCAUCGGCCUCAACUAUGACUCUGAUCCUUAUGAAAAGGACUCCCUCAUCCUGGAGAAGAGUGAUGUCCACCAUACUAUAUGCUCAUUCCAAGAUGACUUCCAGGAAUUUGAGAUGAUUGACGAUGAAGAUGAGGAUGAUGAGGAAGACGAGGAUGGAGAGGCAGAUCCCGAUGCUCCACCCUCUCCUUCUGCGUCGCCUCCUCUUUCCCCUACUUUAGGUUCGCUUAAGAGCCGCCCCACAACCUUAAACCUGACCACUGCAGUGUCACAGGAUUCCUUGAACAAUAACAGUAGUGUAUCUCCACGAAAGUCAAGCUGGCAGGAAUCUCUUCGCAACUCUACUUCACAGGGUCGUAUGUCUCCAAGCCACACUUGCCUUGAGGAUGGUUCCCACGUUACUGGCACAUGCACAGGGGCUCCUGGCACCACCGUCUCUGCCAAAGGUACUCCCCCAAACCUACCUGGCCACUGUGGUCUCAAUCAGUCACCUGGCAGGCCGCUGCUGUACGACUUUGAGGGCAACAGACGCGAGCGUCUUGAAUACGGUUCCUUUGGUCAGCACAAGUCCUCAGGCGGUCCUGAAGUCACUGAGGUAAAGCCCAAUGCUGAAGGAACUCUUGAUGAGCGUGUCUCCUCAGGCGAUGAUUGCACUUCCCAGUGCUCUGAUACUGAAGUUGACCAUGACCUCAAUGGCCAUGCCAAACGCCGACAGUGCCGUCCUCGACCUGACGACACAUACACCAUCACUACAGAGACUGCUGAUGACCCGGAGUUGGAAAAUGACCUUACAAUGGAUGGCACCAGCAAGUGCCUAUCCUCUACAGCCCCACUAGGGAAUGAUGCAGAGACUCCACUGUCAGAUGAAGAGUUAGAUAAGGAAUUUGAGAUUGACUUCAUGAGCCAGGAGACCUUUGAUCUAACUUGUAAGGAAGAAGAGGGCUCAUCCUAUGUUGAGUUUCCCAGCAUUGAACCCACAGAUGCAUCUUCUCUCUCUGCCCAUGCGUUGUCCAUUAUUCAACCCAGAGAUGAAUCUUGUGACUUGCCUCAGAUUCAACCUGCUGCUGCUGCUUCAUCAAAUGACACAACAUCUCCUUCCUCUGACCCUGGCAUUGCUGACAUGAAUACCAAGCGCUAUGCAGAGUCAGACCACCACAGUGAUGACCUUAGCUCCCCUGGAUCGGACUCUGAUCUUGAGGGUGAGUUGGAGGCAGAGUUUGCCUGUGGUGGUCCACUGGUUAGUAACAUGAUUUCAUCCAUCUCUGAGACAGAACUGGACUUGACUAGCGAGUCCAGCAGUGGAAGGUCCUCACACCUCACAAACUCCAUUGAGGAGGCCAGCUCCCCAACAUCUGACCCUGAACUGGACCAUGAGCUUGAUGUUGAGCAAGACAGUGGCAUUGUGGGUCUGAAGACAUCUCUUCUUUUAGGCCAACCUGAGCCCAUUAAACAAGACAUUUCCCUAUAUCUGAAGGACAGUCCGGACAUCCAUCCCUUGGAUGAUGGUCAGGCCCUGAUGGGGCUACAGAAUGUGGAUGAUGAGCAGGGGUUUGAGCAUCAAGCUGAUCCAGAUGAGACUCUGCCUCCUGCUGUGCCCUGUGAUGACAGCGCAACUCAUCAACUGCUGCUGAAGAUUGAACCAGAUCAUAGCCUGGAAAGUUUUAAACGGUCUUUCUACCUUCCCAUUGAACCUAGACACAUGCCUUCAGUGGAUGAUUAUGAUGGCGCCACUGAAGGGGACUCUGAGUCAGAAUCAGAGGAUGAACUUAGUGAGAACUCAGACUCACCAUGGCUUCUCAGUAACCUGGUCAACAAGAUGAUUUCAGAAGGGUCAUUUCCAAUCAGUUGUCCAGAGGAUUGCCUCAGGCGCUCUUCCUCCAUCUCUGACACCAUCUCACCCUCAUCUGACCUGGAAACAGAAGCCUUCAAUGACGUCGAAGGAUACAGUACACAGACACGAAAAUGUGAAGGGGAACAGCUAUCGGUGGGCUCAGAUAUGAGGACAGAUGGAGAAAAAGAGGACAGAAGAGACAGUUGUGGAUCAGGAAAAGAGCAAGAAAGCAAGGUUGUCAACUCUUGUCUAUACAUGAGCAAUCCUACAAAUGACACAGUUGUUCCUGUGUGCUUGGAGAGAUUCCACUCCAACAACACAAAUCAAGACUUUACAUCCCAGAGAUCACUGAAAAAUCAACAGAACGAGGAAGAGGAGGAGCCAAAUAAUGACUUGAUGAUGGACAGGAUGAAGGAUCUGGACUCCCCCAGCCUAAGUGAUAGCAUCGUCAGUGAUAAAGAUGAGGGACGAGAGACAAGAGUGGAUCCAAUUUCUCUGGAAAAAAUGACAGAGGUUAAAAACAGUCUGACGCUUGACAUCCCGACAGCACAGACUAAUCGCUGCUUCAGCCUCACGUACUCCACAGAUAAUGAUGAAGACGAGCAGGAUGCAUCACCUUACCUGGAGGCUAUUCACAAUCCACCUUCACCCUAUGGAGAUGAUACUUACCUAGACAGUUCCCCACCUAUUGACGAGAGUGUCCGGGAGUUGAGAAAUUCUUUUGAUCCAGUGGGUGUCAGGCCUGUGGAUGACUCCCUGGCAUAUGACUCAGUGAAGUACACUCUAGUUGUGGAUGAGAAUACGACUCUGGAGCUGGUGAGUCUGAAGCGAUGCACCUCUGUCCUCAGUGACGACAGUGACGGACUCUCCACUGUUUGUGAUGAAGAGGCUGCUGAUGAGGAUGAAGAGAUCUAUGGGCAGAGCCAGACAGUGGGAGGAAUGCGCCCUGAUCUAUUGUUGAGCUCCUCCUCAGAAGAAGACUCCUCACCAGAGGCAGACCUACCUUUCUCCAAGAAAUUCCUCAAUGUGUUUGUCAAUGGCACAUCGCGAUCCUCCAGCACAGAAUCUUUCGGGUUGUUCUCUUGCACAAUAAACGGAGAGGAGAGAGACCAGACUCACAGAGCAGUCUUCAGGUUUAUCCCACGUCAUGCAGAUGAACUAGAACUGGAUGUCGAUGACCCGCUUUUUGUUGAGGAAGAGGAGGAUGAUUACUGGUACCGUGGCUAUAACAUGCGCACAGGGGCUCGGGGGAUCUUCCCUGCCUAUUAUGCUCAUGAGGUCAUUGGCCAAACCAAAGACCUUCUGGCAAUGAAGAGAAACCCAGCAUGGAUGGAGAGUUUUACUGUGCAGUUUUUGGGUUCGGUUGAAGUGCCUUACCACCAAGGCAACGGCAUCCUCUGUGCUGCCAUGCAGAAGAUUGCCAUGGCGAGGAAGAGGACAGUGCAUCUCCGUCCUCCAUCUUUGUGUGAUCUGGAGAUUAGCCUCCAGGGAGUGAAGUUGAUCAUGAGUCUGGAGGAUGAGUAUGACCUCUCUGAGGAGUUUGACAGAUGUAGUCACUUCUUCCAGAUGAAGAACAUCUCUUUCUGUGGAUGCCACCCAAAAAACAACUGUUACUUUGGCUUCAUUACCAAGCACCCAGUCCUGAACAGGUUUGCCUGCCAUGUCUUUGUCUCUCAGGAGUCCAUGAGGCCUGUGGCUGAGUGUGUGGGACGUGCAUUUCAGGAGUAUUAUCAGGAGCAUCUUGAGUAUGCCUGUCCCACUGAGGAUAUCUACCUGGAGUAGAGGGGACAAAAAGGUUACCAUGGUAACCUCUGCCCAACAACAGAAGUGUGUUACUGGUUUUGGCCGCUUGAGGGCUCCUGGUG
Ictalurus furcatus (blue catfish) is the source of this 5020-nucleotide messenger RNA. RefSeq names its product mitogen-activated protein kinase 8 interacting protein 2 (gene mapk8ip2). NCBI's taxonomy places the organism in Eukaryota, Metazoa, Chordata, Actinopteri, Siluriformes, Ictaluridae. Bases 1194 to 4937 code for a protein of 1247 amino acids. The record is from RefSeq and is a predicted model, not a curated record. Gene Ontology annotation, biological process: regulation of JNK cascade. Gene Ontology annotation, molecular function: protein binding. The transcript is spliced from 12 exons. Gene Ontology annotation, cellular component: cytoplasm.